Anoplophora glabripennis (Asian longhorned beetle) is the source of this 3214-nucleotide messenger RNA. Its product is annotated as lysosomal alpha-mannosidase. The transcript has 16 exons. Gene Ontology annotation, molecular function: alpha-mannosidase activity; carbohydrate binding. The record is from RefSeq and is a predicted model, not a curated record. Gene Ontology annotation, biological process: mannose metabolic process. NCBI's taxonomy places the organism in Eukaryota, Metazoa, Arthropoda, Insecta, Coleoptera, Cerambycidae. Bases 61 to 3177 code for a protein of 1038 amino acids. Gene Ontology annotation, cellular component: lysosome.
UUAUGUACUAAGUACUUCAUAAACAAUUUCAAUUCUACCGAAAAUUUUCACAGUGACAAGAUGAUUUUCGUUCUAUUUUCCAUAUUAAUUAUUUCUAUCGGUGUUAAAUCGGCCAACUUAGGGAGAAAUAUUGAGACGUCUUCUGAGACACUUGGUUGUUUAAAUUGCUACUCAACGGAUGAAGGCAAAAUAAAUGUUCAUCUGGUACCACAUUCUCACGACGAUGUGGGAUGGUUAAAGACUGUGGAUCAGUAUUUCUAUGGAUUGAAACCAGAUAUACACAGGGCUUCUGUGCAGAACAUAAUCAAUUCAGUCGUUGAGGCAUUACUGGAAAACUCUAACAGAAGGUUCGUUCAAGUCGAAACGGCAUUUUUCUGGAAAUGGUGGACCACUCAAAAUGAUGAUAUGAAAUUAAAAUUCAAAUAUUUGGUCGACAAUGGACAAAUAGAAAUGGUAAAUGGAGCAUGGUCAAUGAAUGACGAAGCUUGUACCAAUUAUCAAUCUACAAUUGACCAGUUUACUUGGGGAUUACGUACUAUCAACGAUACCAUUGGUCUUUGUGGUAUUCCCAGAAUAGGAUGGCAAAUAGACCCUUUCGGACACAGCAGAGAACAAGCUUCAAUUUUUGCGCAGUUGGGAUAUGACGGAGUAUUCUUUUCAAGACUGGAUCAUGCUGAUAGAGAGAAAAGAAAUUCGGAAGGCAAUCUGAAUUUUGCCUGGCAAGGAAGUGCAAAUUUAGAUGACAGUGUAAUAUUUGGUGGGAUCUUUCCAUUUGAUGGAUAUUCCGCUCCUCCGGGAUUUUGCUGGGAUUACAAGUGUAACGAUGAUCCAGUAUAUGCCGAUACAGAAAGUCCAGAAUACAAUAUAGACAAGCUUGUUGCAAAUUUUGUAAAUAUUACAAAAACUUAUGCUCAGUAUUAUCCGUCAAAUCAUAUUUUAAUUGCAAUGGGUGAAGAUUUUUAUUAUGAAGCUGCCCAUAAAAAUUUUAUUAAUAUGGACAGAUUUAUUAAAGCAUUCCAAGGGAAUCCGGAGAUACAUGUGUUAUAUUCUACUCCGUCUUGCUACAUUAAAGCAGUUAAUGAUGUGAAACCUGAACUAAAGCUUAAAACAGAUGAUUUCUUUCCUUACAGUGACAAGAAACAUUCAUUCUGGACGGGAUAUUUUACUUCUAGACCAAACUCUAAACGGUUUGAAAGAGUAGGACACAAUAUAUUACAAGCUACAAAACAGCUCGUAGCCUUAAAUGGAUUAGAAGGAAGCGACUAUAACAAUAAUGUAAAGUCUUUGGAAAAAUUGCGUGAUAUUAUGGGCAUUAUGCAACACCACGACGCUAUUACCGGUACAGAGAGGCAACUUGUAACUAAUGACUAUGUCAAACAACUUACACGAGCCAUAGAAGAGGCUGAGGCACCUAUUGGGAACAUAAUAGGGGAACUCUUGAAGCUCAAUCAAAAUGAAACCCUCGACUUAAACCUAAAUAUUUCGUCAUGUUUGCUCACAAACGUUAGUAUAUGCAGCAUUUCACAAAGUUCUGAAAACUUUUUAGUAGUUGCUUACAAUCCUUUAGCAUGGACAAUUACCCAUUACAUCAGAUUACCGGUUCCAAAUGCUACCUACAAAGUUGAAGGACCAGAUGGAGAAGAAAACUACGACAUUGUAAGUCCAAUAUCAUACUUUAAGACAAAUAUGAGCAAGCAGUCAAGUGAAAGUGAAAUCGUGUUUCCUGCAAAAGAUAUUCCACCUUUGGGUAUAAAAAUGUUUUACGUCAGUAAAACUGGUGAUGCCUCUAAACAUGAAAUCUAUCCAGCUCUGAGUGAAGAUGACAACUUUUUCUUCGGUGAUGAAGACGUUGGAUUCCAAAUUGAUAACGAAACAAAUCUUCUAAAGUCCGUCACAAUGAACGGAAUAUCUGUAGACAUCACCCAAAACUUCUACUAUUACAAAAGUGAAACUGGACAAUUCGAUGAAUCAAAUGCCGCCUCAGGGGCUUACAUCUUCCGGCCUACUAAAUUAUCCCCAGAUCCCCUUGUCGGUAAAGUAAUCAAUGCGGGUAUUAUAAGGACAACCAAUAUUGAAGAAUUCCACCAAAAAUGGAGUGAUAACAAGGUGAAUGUUUCACAAAUCAUCAGAGUUUACAAAAGUGAAAAAUACAUUGAAUUCGACUGGCUUGUCGGUGGGAUAAACGUACUUGAUGAGAGAGGUAGAGAAGUAAUUAGCAAAUACACGGCGCCAGAAUUUGAAAAUUAUAAUAUAUUUUAUACCGAUUCCAAUGGACGGGAAAUGAUUAGAAGAGAACUGAAUAUCCGAUCAGAUUACACGUAUAAUGCAACAGAGGACCCAGUCGCAAGUAACUACUAUCCUGUAACUUCAAGAAUACUGAUAAAGGAUGAAAAUAGGGAUGUGGAAAUAGCCCUUCUCACAGACAGGUCUCAGGGUGGAUCCAGUAUGGAAAAUGGUCAAAUAGAAUUAAUGAUCCAUAGAAGAAUUAUGCACGAUGACCAUAAAGGGUUGGUCGAAAGCCUCAAUGAGAUGGAGUUUGGAAGUGGUGUCUAUGUUCGUGGUUCGCAUUAUCUAAUAAUUGGCUCUGCUGCAAAGAGUAAUCCAGAUGGUAAAACCAGUGCAGCACAACAGCGUAUUUUGGCCCAAAAAAAACUUGUUCAACCAUGGAUAGGAGUUGGAAAUGUUGACAGCGUUUCAUUGGACACUAUUAAACAAAAAUUAAAACUUUCGUAUACUGCUCUCUCCAAAUCCCUUCCUGAAAAUAUUAACAUCUUGACUUACGAACCUUGGAAAAACGACACUUAUCUUCUAAGAUUUGAGCAUAUUUUGGAGCAACAAGACGACUCCGUUUUAUCGAACGUUACUACAGUAGAAGUCAAUAAUCUAUUCAACAAAUUUAAAAUUAAGGAAAUGACUGAAACUACCCUAGGGGCCAAUGAGCUAUUAGAAGAUUACAAACAAAGAUCGAAGUACGUCUGGAAUACUGUUGGUGAAAAAAUGCACGUUAUUUUCCCUGUAAACGACAGUUCAGAAGGGAAAAUUUCUUUAACACCAAUGCAAAUACGAACGUUCGUCGUAAAGGUGGCGAUGUCAUCUAAUUUAUCCCACAAAGCUUCAUCGAUAUUGGUAUCUGUAACCUUAUCCUUAUCCUUAAUACUAUUGUAUUUAUUGAAAUAGUAAUUUUAUACAUAUAAUUUUUUCAUUAUAUAGCAGA